UUUCUUUUUCACCUGUUUUAUGUGCCCUUUAAUGACUUCUGAACGUGGGUAAGAAUAGCAACACAUGUAAACAGUUUGACCAGGGUGUGUGCGCGCUGGAGAGAGGGUGGACCAUUACAGUGCUAAUGCAUAGACAUUUGGGCUAUAAAAUACUUCUCUUCUGAGAAUCGUAUUUAGAAAGAGAUGUUUAUGAUUUAACAAAGGAAUUCUGUAAAGUGUUCCCUGGUGCUGACACUGUUCUUAAUAGGAGAUCCUGUUAGGAGGGGGAUAAAAUGAUCAACAAGUCUUUUAAAUUGUGCUUCUUUAAAACGCACAGGGGGGAACUACCUUUAUGGGGGCUUGUUCGUUUGCAAAUUAAAACAAGGGCUUCAUUCGCUGACUUUCCCAACCAGGCAGCGUUAUUGGAAAGGGUAGGUAGGGAAGGCAGCGUGUGGCAAUAAAGGGGUUAAUCCUCAGAGCACAGAGCCAUCUGGCUGAGCUGGUUUGUUAUAAUCGAGCAGAUUAUGUUCACGGGACUCAGAGUUUAAGGCUCCUCUCCCAUAGAGCAGCUCUGCACAGCCCAAGCAAACCAACUUUGGGACUUUGAAUGAACAUAUUUACAUCAACCUCUCUCUUCAUGUCGACUUUUCUGGAAACAUUCACACGGAUGCCAUGGUUACUCCUACCACGAUCUUACAGGUGAACAAGGUGAUGUCCAUCUUGUUUUAUGUGAUAUUUCUUGCUUAUCUUCGUGGCAUCCAAUCUACCAACAUGGAUCAAAGGAGUUUGCCAGAAGAUUCAAUAAAUUCUCUCAUUAUUAAACUCAUUCAGGCAGACAUUUUGAAAAACAAGCUCUCCAAGCAGAUGGUGGAUAUCAAGGAAAACUAUCAAAACACAAUGCAGAAAACAGAGGCUCAACAGGACGUGGAUGGAGUUGAAAAUGUGAAAUCAGACUUCCAGCCAGUUAUCUCAAUGGAUGCAGAACUAUUAAGGCAACAGAAACGCUACAAUUCUCCCCGAGUCCUCUUGAGUGACAAUACCCCAUUGGAACCUCCACCUUUGUAUCUUAUGGAAGAUUAUAUUGGAAAUUCUGUAGUGGUGAACAGAACCUCCAGGAGGAAAAGGUAUGCAGAACAUAAGAGCCAUCGAGGGGAAUAUUCUGUAUGUGACAGUGAAAGUUUAUGGGUCACGGACAAAUCAUCCGCUAUUGACAUUAGAGGACACCAGGUAACUGUGCUAGGAGAAAUUAAAACAGGCAACUCUCCCGUCAAACAAUAUUUUUAUGAAACAAGGUGUAAAGCAGCCAAACCGGUAAAAAAUGGCUGCCGUGGCAUUGACGAUAAACACUGGAACUCCCAGUGCAAAACAUCCCAAACGUAUGUAAGAGCACUGACUUCGGAAAACAAUAAACUCGUAGGCUGGCGAUGGAUAAGAAUAGACACAUCCUGCGUGUGUGCGUUGUCGAGAAAAAUAGGAAGAACAUAAGUCUGCAUUUCUUUGCUAUAUAAAUUAUUACUUUAAAUUAUGAUAUGCAUGUAGCAUAUAAAUGUUUAUAUGGUUUUAUAUAUUAUAAGUUGACCUUAUUUAUUAAACUUCAGCAAACCUACAGUAUAUAAGCUUUCUCUCUCAAUAAAUAGGAGUAAAAAGGCAUGUGCCUCAGCUGUGGGCAGCUGCAGUUUUAUUAGAAUAUGUUUGUGACUCUGCUUAUCAGCAGCAUACCAUAAUCUUACUGUAAAAUCUGUGUAACAUCAGUAUUUUUCAUUCAGUAUUGUCAAGCCAGUGACUGUCAUUUAGUAAACUUGUUAAAAAUCAGAUAAAUGUCAAGAGUUGUGUACCCAUUUCUAUCCCCUGCUAUCUAUUUUCACAAGACAAAGUGGGUGAGGCAAUAUAUUUUAUUGGAGCAACUUCUGCUGGUGGAAAAAAAACAAACUUUCGAGCUACACAGAGUUCUUCUUCAAGCCCAGACCUGAAGAAUAACUUUGUGUACGUCAAAAGCUUCUCCCUCUCACCAACAGAAGUUACUCCAAUAAAAGGUAUUACCUCACCCACCUUGUCUCUCCAAUAUCCUGGGACCAACACAGCUACAACAACACUGCAAACCACAUAUAUUUUCAUAUUUAAUUAAAAGUGUUAAUUCCUCACCACUGAAAGGAAAACAACAUGGCCUACAGCUAACAUUAACAUUCCAGCCAUUGACUAGCUGUAAAAUACAUUUUCUGUAUGUCAUGCCAGUUUUGCCACUAGAAUUACUGUUGUUUUUCCUCUGUUAGCGUUCCAGAACUGCUGCUAAUAACCCAGCAAUUCUACUUUAGGUUUUUGAAGCACAUUUGUUUUGUAACUGGUUUUUAAUGCUGCCAAUUCCUUUUAGAAGUAAUAGGAAAAAAUCUAAAAUAUUUGUAACAGAACCUUACCAAUGCCAAGAAGCAAUCUAAGUGGAUCAUUAAUAUAAUAUAUAAAAGAUGAUUUCUUUAGAGUGUACUAUUUAUUGUGAUCAGGUUCCUCCUCUCCAGUAAUCUAUUAACUCUGCUGCAUCAUUAGAUUGUUUCUUUCUGCCUGGGGUUUUUAAAUUAGAAACAAAACCAUUGGUGUCUUAAUAUUAAAAGAAGCCUGGGUUUAGAGUUCUAGCAAAGAAGAAUACAGUCUUGGAGUAGAUGUCAAAUCUGCACUUUCAUUCAAACUGCAAUGCUGGUCAGCAUCAAUUGCUGAUUUUUCAUGGAGAAAAACAUCUGUAGAAAUGCUCAACAAACCUGGUAUUUUAUGGGGAUCAUUGAAGAAUUACUGUUUUCUGUGUGGCAUGUGAUUAAGAAUCAGGUUCUCAAGUAGGCAAUAGUUAAAGUGAAACUGCAGUGUCAUACAGAUGAGUUAACACUUAUACAAAAAUAAAUGUACUGCUACAUACCUCAUAUAGACAUUUCUAAAUUCUGUGCACAAAACAUGUUCAAUUCUUUGCAUUUUUAUGUAGAAGCAACAUAUAUAUGCACUGAGCAAAAACUUUAGCCAUUCUAAAAUGGAGCAGCUCUAUGGAAGACCGUGUAAACCACAUUAUACCAUGGACCAGACCUUGCUUCCAUUAAAGCAUAUGGAAGUUUAAUCACUGACAGCAAUGGUUCGAGUAAGUUUAAGCUCCCUAUAUUAUCUAUAUCUGGUUGGAUCUUAAGAAUAACACAACCAGGGAGUCCAAAACUGCCCUCAAUUUAAUAGACAUCACAAUUGCAAUACACCAAUUCAAAUUGUUAAAUGAGCACUUUCUCCUUUGCAUUUAACAUUCAUAAAUUAAAAAAAGAACUACAGCACCAAAACAGUAGGUGGCCUGAUGGCUUUGUACCUAUAUCUUUUCACCACUGGAGAACCAGGUUCAAAUCCUCAAUAAGUCACAAGAGGAAAUGAAUUGGGUGGUCUCUCUAAUCCCCUAUGGACUGUGUAACACAUCAUAAAAACACUGCAGAGCUGGUCCAGAUUGCUCAUGAGGCCAAGGAUUGGGAUAGCUGUAAGCCAGGAUUGGAACACACAGGCAGGACUGUGUGAGGAGGAUUGUAUACAGAGCCUGACAGCAUUAGGUGUGUCUCCCACUAGACCCCUGAUCUUAUAAGGUGCAAAAAACUCUCAGGUCCCCAGUCAGGUUGCUCAGUACCUCACAGGAGACAUCCAGCACUUUGCAGGAUUAAACCCUAAAUUCACCUUCAGUGAGGGCGAUCAAAGAGCGCUAUAGAACGUUUAGUGCCCAGUAGCAGGGUCCAUAUCAAUGGUAAGUGCGCGACAAUCUGCUGCGAGGGAGAUAGCACGCAGCAAGCUGGGGUAUACAACUGUUCAUCUAGACUAGCCCUCAAUAUCUAAUAGAGGUGGUUACAAUCCCCCCCCCUCUUUGGAGCAUUUCAAUUAAAAAAAUUAAACAUUCAUUUUUACUGACAUUUUCAGUGUAAAAUUUUGACUUUUAAUUGAAAAAAACCAAACCAAUUGUUUUUCUGCCAAAAAAAAAAUUCUGUUUCCCACUGAAAAAGGGGAAAAUGUUGAGGAAAGUAGAUGCUUUCAAUGAAAAUAUGCAUUUAAUCAAAUCCCAAAUUUUCCAUUUAAUAAAAAGAAAAGUUUUGAUGGAAAAUUUUCAGCCAGCUUUGGUAUCUAAGCUAUUCAGAGACAAGCAGGCAGCCUUACAUUCAGGGGUCUUGGCAUUCAGUGUCCAGUGUAUGUCUAUAUCUAUGCGCUAAAUGAAGUGGUGAAACUAACUGAGCUUGUUAGACACUGCUACUUACUUGAAAAGACUCAUCAUCAUUUCCAUUUGCUUUAGUGAGUCUGUUGCCACUGAAGGGGUAGAUUCUGCUUUCAGUUACACUAGUGUAAAUCCACAGUCAUUCCACUGAAAUCAAUGGAGACACAGUAAUUCUAUUGUAGUCAGAUUUACACCAACGUACUUAACAUCAGAAUCUGGCCCAAAGCUCUUUGGAAAUCAAAAAAAUUAACUCUGGAAAAAAUCAUUUACUGCUUUCUAAUGUAAAUCAUGUAAUUAGAACUGGCACCAGGACUCUAACUUUAUCAAAGUACGGAGUGUUUUGCAAGUGGAAGAAGAAAGUUGCAGAGAAAAUAUGGUAUAGUGCUGAUCAUCUGAAAUGUAUUACAUGACAAAGAAACAUGGUGCAUAAGGUUAUUAGAUUGACUGCCUCAUUCCCACCUUAGUAUAACAAUGAAAAGAAGUGUUACCCUUAGGCUCUGAUCCAACUCCUACUAAAGUCAAUGGAACAAUUGCCACUGAUUUCAAAGGAAAUUGGAUCGGGACCUGAGUGAAGAAAAGCUACAGAUUUCAACAGUGCUGCAGUGUAAUUGUAUGCGUCAGUUACAUGUUUUUAUAAAUCCUGUGUGUAAGAUUUCCUGUGUAUAUUUUACAGCACAUAAGCAUACAAAGCCUGUGCUAAAUGCAUAGGGUCUGAUCCCGCGCAGUCACUGUAGUCAGGGAGAGUUCUGUUUGCUAUUGACGUCAGUGGUGGCUCAAGGAGGUCCAAAGUUCUCUAGCCAACCUCUUUGUAUCAAUUGUUUAAAUGAAAUAAGUAGCCCAAUAGUACGUUGUAAAUUUGGGUCUUUUUAAACUCACUCCCAUUAGGCAGCUGAGAUAACUGUCAAUAUUGUUUCCCCAAAAUUUUACAUUAUAAAUACAUGAUUUUGUUGCAAAAAUGAUUGGCCGAUAUGCUGGGUUUGCCUAUCUAUCUGUGUCAAACUGUGUUUUCUCUAAUUUUUUCUUGUUCUUUUACAGUCCAUUUGGUAAUUGUAAAAAUGCUCCACUGAGGUUUUGAGAAACCAUCUGCAUUUAUUUUAUCACCUUUGAACAUGUGUUCAGGAAUGAAGUCUGUGUAGCCAGUUUACUGCUACCUAGAGAUUUGCGCUGCUACACCAGGAAGAAACAUUGACUGGGUUGUACAGUGUGUGUGUGCUCAAAACCACUCUUAAUAUUCUGUUAUUUCAAUGAGUUAGCAAUCCGAGUUUCUCGCUCAAAUAUAUGUUGUGUAUCUGCAGACAAUACAUAACAGGAAACAAGUUUGAUUUGGAGUUCAAAAUUAAGCAUUUAAUGAUAAUGACCUUGCUUUUUUGACCUUUCAGCAAAUACAUUUUUACAACAAACUGAAAUGUAUAACCAUCCAUUUUGGUUAAUAGAAACAUUGUGGCAAAAAUCAAUAGGAUUCUGUGUUCCCCACACUCAGGACGCCUAUGUAAUUCAUCAUGCAUGUGGCGGGGGGAGAACAGGCCCUGCAGCUUGUGAGAAGUGAAGAGAAGUGAGCUGGGUCAGAGCCGGUUGUAAGUAUGGAGGGGUUGUUUUCCAAAAUGCUUUGCCUGUAUUUUGUUACAGCAGAUGGCAGAAUGAUGAAGCAAGCACAGAUGUGAUGUAAAAAAAAGUCAACCAGUGCCACAGCUAACAAAACCUUUCUUAGGAGAGUCUGCAAUUUGCUACUGCUGUAGGCAUGAGGAGUUGUUUUAACCAGGUUGUUACCUAGUUCUGCAAUGACAUUCCCUAUUAAAUUAUUUCAAUAAAUUUUCCUUUUUUUGCCACAGAAGUUCUCUGGAUAUUGUCAAAUUAGCAAGUUAAAAAUAUUUUUUGUAAUCUUUAGCUGCUUUGGUAUCACUGACGAGCUGUAUGUUUAGAAAGGUAAUGCUUUACACGAAGGUUCCCAAAUUACCAUGAGGGCCAGAUCCUGCAAUAGGCACAGCCAUUUUGAGCCACAUCACUGCCAGAUUCUGGCCACCACAAGAGCAUCCUCCAGUGCCAUCAAGCUAGCACACAAGCUCCUACGCUUCCACCUAUCUGCUGCUGUCAUAAUAGAGGUCAUGGCUGGAUGAAAGGCUCAGAGUGGGACACCCCAGGCUGAACAGAACACUGGCUGCCAUUUUGGCCCUGGGGAACCUACUACAGCAGUCUGAAUAAGUCAGAGCAUGCUCAGGCUGUUCUUACUUACACCUAGGAAUUGGCUCUGUGCACAGUGGCCUCAGGAUCAAAAGAGGGCAAAAAUGAUCCCUAGACCAUCAUUAGUUCCAUGCCGAACCACACCGACACCCUUGUCCUGCACAGUGUGUUCCUCAGUUGUAGACAGCAGGGCAACCCGGGGGUGGAGGGGCAAGUGGGGCAAUUUUCCCCAGGCCCGGGGCCCCGCGAGCCC
This is a messenger RNA of Malaclemys terrapin pileata, 6614 nucleotides long. RefSeq names its product neurotrophin 3 (gene NTF3). The record is from RefSeq and is a predicted model, not a curated record. Gene Ontology annotation, molecular function: nerve growth factor receptor binding; growth factor activity. Lineage: Eukaryota; Metazoa; Chordata; Testudines; Emydidae. The transcript is spliced from 2 exons. The coding region runs from base 652 to 1464 and encodes 270 amino acids. Gene Ontology annotation, biological process: neuron projection morphogenesis; cell surface receptor protein tyrosine kinase signaling pathway; nerve development.